Lytechinus variegatus (green sea urchin) is the source of this 2697-nucleotide messenger RNA. RefSeq names its product histamine N-methyltransferase B-like. The transcript has 3 exons. Bases 493 to 1386 code for a protein of 297 amino acids. NCBI's taxonomy places the organism in Eukaryota, Metazoa, Echinodermata, Echinoidea, Temnopleuroida, Toxopneustidae. The record is from RefSeq and is a predicted model, not a curated record.
GAGAGGGCCUACCUUCAGUACACAAGGCAUGAGUAGGCUGCAAUUCAAACCCUUUACUCGAGUGAAGGGUUUGCCCAGCAGAGUACAUAGUACUAGCACUAGCGUUCGUCUUUGGAAGUCGAUCACUAUUGAAACACCAGGGACUCCAAGGUCCAACGAGUAUCACCCUCGAUCCCCGUGUGACCUCUAUUAUGUGUUUUUUUUUAUUUCAACAUUUAUUGCACCUCGAUCGUUUGACAUCGCCUCGUUGGGAUUGAACCACAUGUUACAAUCAUUCGUAGUGGCGUACUUGUUUCACCAUACCGCUGCGUGCUUGAGGUCGUCUUGCGUUCAAUCGACUCACGGCUUUAAAAGUUGCUGAUUUUUGCUGAUAUCGGGUCGACUUUCAAGUUAAUGAUAUCAUUGCAGAUGGUUUAUACUAUUGCAGUUGCCGGAAUAGUCAAUAAUAUUUAAUAUAUUUGAAUUCAAGGGGAAGAGAUCAAGCUCCAAAAAAUGGAAACUGCCAACUUGAAAUCGUUGAUGCACGAUCCGGACUACUACACGAAGUCGUUCCACGCGUACGCCAAAAACUCGAAGAAGUUCGCCGUGUUGGAGAGAUGGGGUGAAAAUACGUUCCCCCAACUCAUCGGAGACAGAUUGGCCAAUACCUUUCCACAAGAGACCAAUAUUAACAUGCUGGGAAUAGGAAGUGGAUCAGGUGAAAUGGAUAGCUCGAUGGCGGCAAGUGUCAAAGCCAGAUUCGAAUCCGUCCGUAAUGUCGUUCUCGAACCUGCCGCGAAGCAACUUGAGAUGUACCGCUCCUUGGUAGAAAGCAAAAAGACCGACUUGGGAGGCAUCGAGUUUGACCUCCGCCAAUGUGGCAUGGACGAAUACCGUGCCCAGGUAGGCGACCAACCAAGCAAGUACCAUUUCAUCAGCGCCAUACAUUCCCUGUACUACGCCAAGGACCACAAGGACACCAUACGGUAUCUCUACGAUUGCCUUGAGGAGGGCGGUAUUCUUCUCAUAAUCGUCGUUUCAGAUGUCAGUGGAUUUUGGCGUCUCUGGGACCGGUUCACCCGAUUCCAAGACAGCGUCAGUCGCUACCUCUGCACCACACACAUACGAGAUAGCCUCUCGUCUCUCGGGAUCACGUUUGACGAAUCCCGCCAAGCGUCACGCGUCGACAUCACCAGCUGCUUCCAAGAGGGAUCCGACGACGGGGAACUCAUCGUCGACUUUCUCAGCCACACUGUCGAUCUCCGGGGAUCGGCAUCGCCGGAGCUGUAUCGAGAGGUGGUCAAUUACAUGGGAUCGGAGAAGUGCGCUGAACGGAAAGAAGAUGGGUCAAUUCUCUUUAACAACGACUGGGACGCUACUAUAAUUCAAAAACCAUUGUCUAAGUAAAAUGUCCAAAAGGUAGGAGGGGGAGUCACUUUAUACAAGCCCGUUAGAGAAGUUCUGUUUUGUGAACAGGUAUAACAGUCCACUAAUGGGCAUUAGAAUACAAUACCUAUGAAUACAAUAUGCUGAUAGUGGUUCCUUUUAACUUGACGCAGGUUUCGUCAGUGUCGAGUCCAAACCAGAAAAUUGUUGAUUUGAAUCAAAAGAGAAAAUUCACAAACUAGUAUAUGGCUGAAAGUUUCAUCAAAGUCUAAGUAACAUAAGAAAGUUAUGACAUUAUAAAUUUCGCACAAAACGUUAUUAUGUACACCUCAUUGUCGUGAGUCGAUGAUGUGACUAUGACUCCCUCACUCACUAUCUCUUUUUUUAAUGAAAAUGAAGAGCCUUACAUCUGUAUGAGAAUGAAAAUAUUCUCUCUAAAAUAUAAUGUAUUGGGUAGACCAAGAAGCACAAAUAAUUCGAGAGAUCCAUUCUCGGCAUUCUUCACAAGUUCUAUGAUAAACCCAUGCAGUAAAUUUUCCACAAAGAAAUGCGGGCACGAAAAGUCACAAAAAAUGUCCACCAUGCAUGAACCGGUUUUUUUUUGGCAGGUUACUCACCUCAUUCGCAUUAAAAAUCCAUCUUGAAAAGCACAGCAAAAUCAAGUCCGUCUCGUCUGGAGUAAAAGCAGAAAAGAGCGGACAGAUGACCCCCGAUCCCAUUAAUCAACAUGACUAAAAUGUAACAAUAACAUUUGCUAAGGUAUUUUUUUAAAAAUGGCGAUAAUAUUAAUAGUAUCUAUCAGCAUCGACCAUUUUUUCUGUAUAGGCCUAAAAGGAUUGUCGAGUGGUUGUGUAUACCUGCACCACAUAAAAAUAUGUAAUCAUAUUGUAUAUGGGUAUAAUUUUCUGCUCCCUUUUUUAAUUGCUGCAUUUGCUAAGGUAUUUUUAAGAAAUGGCGAUAAUAUUGAUAGUAUCUAUCAGCAUCGACCAUUUUUUUCUAUAUAGGCCUAAAAAGGUUGUCGAAUUGUUUGUACCUGCAUCAUAUAGAAUAUGUAAUUAUAUUGUAUAUGAGUAUCAUUUUCUGCUCUCUUUUUUAAUUGCUGCAUUUUCUAAGGUAUAUAUAUUAAAAAAAAAAAUCGCGAUAAUAUGGAUUAUGGAUCUCUAAGCAUCGACCAUUUUUCUAUAUAGGCCUAAAAGGGUUGCAGAGUUGUGUAUACCGUCCUGCACCAUUUAGAAUAUGAUAAAUCAUAUUGUAUAUGAGUAUAAUUUUCUGCUCCAUUUUAUUGCUGCAUUUGCUAAGGUAAAUAGAAAUAAAAACACUUUUCUAACGGAA